Arabidopsis arenosa is the source of this 1658-nucleotide messenger RNA. The record is from the annotation of a GenBank genome assembly. NCBI's taxonomy places the organism in Eukaryota, Viridiplantae, Streptophyta, Magnoliopsida, Brassicales, Brassicaceae.
GUGGUGCAAAUGUAGGUUAAGCUUAAAAGAACUGAUCGGAGAUUAACAACAAUGGCUAAAUGUCACCGGAAUAACAUCGGAUCUCUUAUUCUUGACCGUGCUCCUUCCACUUCUUCUUCUUCUACUUCCGGCAACCAUUUCCGUCUCUGGAGCACUUUCUCUAGAUCCACAUUCCGCAGAAAGAUCGUCGACGCCGUCAGUUGCGGCGGUAGCUCACGUUACCGUCACGAGCUCCGGGAAGAGGACGAUGAAGGAAGUUACGUGACGGUGACGGCGAAGUCAACAGUCGCAUCGAAGGAUGCAAAAGCCAACACGAUCGGCGCGGCGUUGAACGGCGUAGCGUUCGAGGAGAAAUCGAAGAAAUCAGAGAAGCUUUGUGAUCUGUUGAAUCUAGCUGAGGUUGAAGCUGAUGUUGAGACGAAGAAGAAAGAAGAAGCUCUUGAGGUGUUGAAGCGCGUGGUCAGAGAGUUACAAUCAGCUGCGGCGGCGCGUGGAGAUAACGAUGACGGCGAAGACUGUCGGAAGAAAUUAACGGCGGCGAGUGAGGUACGGUUGUUGGCGAAGGAAGACUCGGAGGCGAGAGUGACGUUGGCGAUGCUCGGUGCGAUUCCGCCGUUAGUUAGUAUGAUCGACGACUCGAGAAUCGUCGAAGCUCAGAUUGCUUCGCUCUAUGCUCUGCUCAAUCUUGGGAUUGGUAACGACACGAACAAAGCAGCCAUUGUUAAAGCAGGUGCUGUUCACAAAAUGCUGAAGCUAAUUGAGUCUCCAAACACUCCUGAUCAAGAAAUUGCAGAGGCUGUGGUUGCCAAUUUUCUUGGAUUAAGCGCUUUAGAUUCAAACAAACCGAUCAUUGGUUCUUCGGGAGCCAUAAUCUUCCUGGUGAAAACUCUUCAGAAUUUGGAUGAAACAAGCAGCUCACAAGCGAGAGAAGACGCCUUGAGAGCUCUCUACAAUCUGUCAAUCUAUCAACCAAAUGUGUCAUUCAUACUCGAAACGGAUUUGAUCACGUAUCUCUUGAACACAUUGGGAGAUAUGGAGGUGAGUGAGAGGAUUCUCGCUAUCUUGAGCAAUCUAGUGGCUGUCCCAGAAGGAAGAAAAGCAAUCAGUUUAGUGUGUGACGCAUUCCCGGUUUUAGUCGAUGUACUGAACUGGACCGACUCACCCGGAUGCCAAGAAAAGGCGACUUACAUUCUAAUGUUGAUGGCUCACAAGGGAUACGGAGAUCGACAAGCGAUGAUUGAGGCGGGAGUCGAAUCAGCGUUGCUCGAAUUAACCCUUUUAGGAAGUGCAUUGGCGCAAAAGAGAGCCUCAAGGAUAUUAGAGUGUCUUAGAGUAGACAAAGGGAAGCAAGUCUUGGAUAGUACCGGAUCAUGCGGAGCCUUAUCCGCACCGAUCUAUGGGACCAGAGACAACGGUUUGGACCACGAGGAAAACGAUUUGAUGAUGAGCGAAGAGAGGAAAGCCGUGAAGCAGUUAGUGCAACAGAGUUUACAGAGCAAUAUGAAGAGAAUCGUGAAGAGAGCUAAUUUGCCACAAGACUUUGUUCCUUCAGAGCAUUUCAAGUCACUAAGUUUGAGCUCCACUUCAAAGAGCCUCCCCUUUUGAAAAAUGUAAGUCUUCAUCGUUAGACACAUUGCUAAUUAAUUAGAUUAAAUUAA